AGAGAGAGGAAAAGUGGGCGUGGAUAUGUAAAACAGGCGCCGUGUUACGUCUCUGAUAGGCCUAGAGCGCGCUCUUGGGACACGCCUUCCGACGCUGACGUCACAUGUCGCUGUGAGUAUAAAAUCCAGGGCCAGCUUUCGGGCCGAACAAGAGUCCUGCGCACGAGAACGUUCAGAGCUGAAAAAAGAGGAGUAGGAGGAGCACACGAGAGAGAGAGAGCCCCGUUGCAAAUAACGCGCACGCACACACACACACACACACACUGACACACAAGCGCACGCGACAGCAGGAGGAGGAGGAGCGCGCGAGCCAGGUUCAGCUCAUAAGCAGGCACGCGGAGGAGGAGCAGGCGCGCGCCCGCCGAGUUCUCUCUCUGUCUCUCUGCGGUGCAGAGCUGGAACACAAGAAGAACUGCUUCUUUUUUUUUUAAAUUCUUUUAUUCUUUAUUUUUUUCUUUCUUUCUUUUCGGAUUCGCCGGCACACCGGAGGGACUGGAGCCCUUCGUGUUGUUGUUGUUGUCCUCGCGCAUUCUUUAAAAUCCUAUUUAUGAUUCAAGUUCAACUUUUGCGAAGCGACCUGAGAUUUGUGCACUGACUUUUUUUCUCUACCUCUGUUUUUUUCUUUUCUUUUCCCUUUUUUCCCCCGCCGCCCUGCUGUAGUAGCAGACUGUAACUGCAAAAAGAAAGUCGGUAAACCAUGCAACUCAUGCACCUCGCGACGUCUUUUCUCGUGCAUUAAUCUUAGAAGAAGAAAAAAGUUCCUUCGUGCUGUUGUUUUUUUUUUUAAAAAAAAGAAAGAAAAAAAGUUUUUCUAGGACACGUUUCCCCACCCGUCCCGUGUCGGUGCAUGCUCCACGGUGUAAAGUGGAGGACUUGGACAGACUGUUGCAUGCGAUUUGAGAAGGAAGAAGAGCAGAAGAAGCAGCAGCAGCAGCAGCAGAGGUGCGUUUUUGCCACGCUCACGUACACGCACAGCAGCGGAGACGCGAUGAGCGCCGAGGUGCUGCCCACAAGCCCGCUCGCCCUGGUGGACUACGUCAACGACUUCGACCUGCUCAAGUUCGACGUGAAAAAAGAGGCGCUGCACGGAGUAGUGAACGGCGGCGCGCGCGCGUGCCCCUCGCGCGUGCAGCAGCCCCAGGGCUCAGUGUCGUCGACUCCGCUCAGCACGCCGUGCAGCUCCGUGCCCUCGUCGCCCAGCUUCAGCCCCACGGAGGAGCACAAGAGCAACCUGGAGGAGCUCUACUGGAUGCCCGGUGGCGGCUACCCGCAACACGUCGACCCUCACGCGCUCGGCCUGACGCCCGAGGACGCCGUGGAGGCCCUGAUCGGGCAUGCGCCGCCGCCGCACGUGCAGCAGCAACAGCAGCUGCAGCAAGGAGGUGGUUUUGAGGGCUACCGAGCUGCCAUGCAUCAUCACCCUCACCAUCCUCACACGCAGCACCAUCCUCAUGCGUACGCGGCGCUCCAGCAGCACGGAGACGACCUGCACUCUCACACGCAGCAGCAGCAGCAGCAGCAUCCUCAUCAGCACCACAGCCAAGAUCCGGACAGCCCGUCUCCGACCUCUCCUCAGCUCCAUCACCACCGCCAUCACGCCCAGCACACCGACCAUCACGGCCAUCACGCCCACCACCACCACCACCACCACCACGCGCAGCAGCACCACGGCGGCAGCAGCAGUGGCAGCGCGCUGAGCAUCCUGAGCGUCGAGGAGCGCUUCUCCGACGAUCAGCUCGUCUCCAUGUCCGUACGCGAGCUCAACCGGCACCUGCGUGGCUUCUCCAAGGACGAGGUGGUGCGUCUGAAGCAGAAACGGCGCACGCUCAAGAACCGCGGCUACGCGCAGUCCUGCCGCUUCAAGCGCGUGCAGCAGAAGCACGUCCUCGAGAGCGAGAAGACGCAGCUCCUCAACCAGGUGGAGCAGCUCAAGCAGGAGAUCGGACGCCUGGCGCGAGAGCGGGACGCCUACAAACUCAAGUGCGAGAAGCUGACAUCGGCGGCUGUGGGUCCGAGCGCCGGCGCGGGCGGGUUCCGCGAGGCGGGUUCCACCAGCGACAACCCGUCUUCACCAGAGUUCUUCAUAGAGUUAACACCCUUCUCAAUUGUUCAGGACGAGAAAAAAAGACGUUUGAAUCAGUACUGAUGCUAAGAAGAGAGAGACAGAGCGAGAGCGAGAGCGAGAGAGAGAGACAGGGAGAGAGAGAGAAGGACAGAGAAAGGGAGAGAAGACCUUUGGACUUUGUUGUUUUCUUUGGACUUCUCCCUCUCGGGUCCAAUAUGUCGAUUUUUUUUGAAAACAAGACAGUAUGCAAAACUUUUAUGCAACAUCUCAUCAGUUUAUUGCCUGCUUGGUUAAAUAAAAGCUAAAAAAAAGAAAAGAAAAAAAAAAAGAUAAAUAUACUGCAUUAAAAUAUUAAUCCUGCAUGCUGGACAUGUACGGUAAUAAUUUCUAUUUUGUACUUUCCUUGUUUAUUUUUUUCUUCUUCGUGUAUCUUAAAUAGCAUGUUGUUGAUCUUUUUGUUUGUUUGUUUGUUUGUUUUUUUCUUUCUUCCCAUCGAUGAUGUUUCUGGGACUUUAGACACGAACCGGUGGCCACAUCACCAGUUCCGACGCCGUUCGUUCGGGGCUUGUAAAUACAUGCAACGGCAAAAAAAAAAAAAAAAAAAAAAAAAUUGCAAGAUUUAAAAAAAAAAAAAUGUCGAAAAAAAAAAAAAUGAACAAGUUGAGCAGAGCUUUGGGAUCUUUUUACGUUUUAGGGCAUUUAAUUUUUUACAAUUUUUUUUUUUUUUUUGCAGUUGCAUCAAAAGUCAGCCGGGUUUGUAUAUUAAGUGCACUUUUCUUUUGGAUUUUGAUUCUUUUCAUUUUCAAUAAAAAAAAAAUUAUUAUUAUUAAAAAAAUUUCUUUUGCAGACCGCCCUCAAGGAAGACAUAACAAAAGAGAUACUCUGUGUUCGACUCGAUACGCUUUGCAUUUGCGUCACAAGGUCAUGCAAUAAAAAAAAGAAAGAAAAAAAAAAAGAAAACAAAAAGACACACAUACGAUGAAAUUCCUUGAGGAGCGGAUUCCCGCUCUGCAGACCGCUUAAUGCAGCGGAGCCGCUCGGGUUUCCUUUUUUCACGUCGACUCGUAGCAGGAAAUGCAGUUUUGUCACGUUGCGUAAUCCGUGCCUGUUAUAUAAUCCGAACAAGUAUCUACAAGUCUCAUCAUUUUUCACUUUCAAUUUGUUUUUUUGUUUUUUUUAAAAAAAAAUUAUUAUUAUUAUUAUUAUUAUUACUUUCCUGUCAGUUUCAUGAGCUGAAAAUUUCCAGAAUGUUUAAACAAAAAAAAAAGAAAAAAAAGAAAAAAUCAAAGCAAUUAUAAUUCUAACAAUUUCCUAAAAUCAGGGUUUUUAAAAUUUUUUUAAAUUAAUUAUUACUUUCGUUUUCUUGUACCGAGUUUUGAGUGAUCAUUCUUUAAUGUUUUCCUGUAUUUUUUUUCUGCCGGUCAGUAAAAAAAAAGGGAUUCAGGUUUUGCAAAAUCUCAAAAUGAAAAAUGUUAUGUUAUGUUAUGUUCUUAUUCAUGUUAUUAUUUGUAUUGUUGUUGUUGUUGUUGUUUUUUUUUCUCUCUCUGUUUUCUGAGAUUCUGGUUCUGCUGGCCAGAUGCAUUAUAGUUAUAGUUAUGGUUUUAUUUUUUAAUGAUUAAAUUAACAGAACUUGUCAGAUCAUAUCAAAUAAGAGCAUGGUGCUUGCAUUUAAGAAUUAUUGUUUUAAAAAAAAAAAAAUGAAACAAACAAACAAAAAAAAAGUCAUGCAUUUAAUCUUGUUCUUUUUUAUUUUUAUUUUUUUUUAGUUACUGAUUCAACUGUGUUGAAAUCAAAUCUGAAACUGCAGCAGCGGGUUGUUGUUCUGUUGGUUAAUUUCCUGUCUUAAUGCAAGGGGAUCAAUUUCAAUCCUGUUUAUAUAUAACAUAAAUGAGAGAAAGAGAGAGAGAGCGAGAGAGAGUGAGAGAGAGAGAGAAAAGUUGUUAAAUUUGAACUUCCAUUCAGGCUGGUUUCUGUUUCGUCUUAUUAUUUUGUUCGGUUGUCGUUUUAUGGAAGAAAAUGGUUUCCUAUUUUGCUUAUUAAAGUCAUUGAAAUGGCAAAAAUUUUUUUGUUCUCUUUUUUUUGUUGCAAGAAUCAUUUCGCAUGCAUUCAUUUUUAUUAUUGAAAUAGUCACAAUCCAGUACAAACACACACACACACACACACACACACACACAGAUGUUUGAGGAACUGAGAACGAGAGCUGAAACAAAACAACCAAAAAAAAAAAAAAAAAAAUAACAAG
Ictalurus furcatus (blue catfish) is the source of this 4307-nucleotide messenger RNA. It is a transcript of the gene mafba, whose product is annotated as v-maf avian musculoaponeurotic fibrosarcoma oncogene homolog Ba. The transcript is spliced from 2 exons. NCBI's taxonomy places the organism in Eukaryota, Metazoa, Chordata, Actinopteri, Siluriformes, Ictaluridae. Gene Ontology annotation, cellular component: nucleus. Gene Ontology annotation, biological process: regulation of transcription by RNA polymerase II. Bases 848 to 2146 code for a protein of 432 amino acids. The record is from RefSeq and is a predicted model, not a curated record. Gene Ontology annotation, molecular function: RNA polymerase II cis-regulatory region sequence-specific DNA binding; DNA-binding transcription factor activity, RNA polymerase II-specific.